CCAACCCAACAGGAAGACAACAGAUUUUUGAUACGAUGCAAAAUUGCGACUGUGGAUCAGACUGCUAAUUACGGACAUCAUUUUCGCACAAAGACGAACAAAUUAGUAAAAUGCCAUUAUUUGAUGGGUUGGGAAGUGGAGGAGAGAAGACUGCUAUCGUCAUUGAUUUAGGAGCAGCAUACACAAAAUGUGGCUUUGCAGGGGAAACGGGGCCCAGGUUCAUAAUUCCGAGCGAGAUCCGGAAACCAGGACAGCAGCAGGCCACCAAAGUGGUUCAGUACAACAUCAACACAGAAGAGCUUUAUGUCAUACUCAAAGAGUUUAUCCAUAUACUGUACUUCAGACACCUGCUGGUGAACCCUCGCGACAGAAGAGUGGUUAUCAUCGAGUCCAUCCUUUGCCCGUCUCACUUCAGGGAGACUCUCACCAAGGUUUUCUUCAAACAGUUUGAGGUGCCCUCUGUGCUGUUUGCCCCAAGUCACCUUAUGGCCAUCAUGACUUUGGGCAUCAACUCUGCUCUGGUGAUGGACUGUGGCCACACAGAGACACUGGUGUUGCCUGUUUAUGAAUGCACUCCUAUUCUGCCAGCUUGGGAGGCUUUGCCUUUGGGAGGGAAAGCCAUCCAUAAAGAAUUAGAUGGACUUCUUGUGGAGCAGUGCACUGUGGACACAGACACGACCACUGGGCAGAGUGUUCCUGCUGCCAUUGGGACCAUCCCAGAGGAGACUGUGGAGGACAUCAAGGUCAGGACAUGUUUUGUCAGUGACAUGCAGAGAGGCCUCAAGAUCCAAGAAGCCAAAUUUAACCUGGACGGUACAGCUGAGCGUCCGACCCCUCCUCCAGACGUUGAUUAUCCUCUGGACGGGGAGAAAAUCCUGCACAUCAAAGGAUCGAUCAGGGACUCUGUGAUGGAGAUCCUCUUUGAACAGGACAAUGAGGAGAAGAGUGUGGCCUCUCUGAUGCUUGAUGCUCUGGUCAAGUGCCCCAUCGAUACCCGUAAAGUGCUCUCUGAGAACCUGGUGGUGAUCGGAGGCACGGCCAUGCUGCCGGGCUUCCUGCACCGUCUGCUGGCGGAGAUACGCCUCCUGGUGGAGAAACCCAAGUACAGCGACGUGCUGGCCAGCAAAAGCUUCCGUAUACACGCUCCACCUGCGAAGCCCAACUGCACCGCCUGGCUCGGAGGUGCAAUCUUCGGGGCCCUUCAGGACAUCCUGGGCAGCAGGUCGGUGUCACGAGACUACUACAACCAGACAGGUCGCAUCCCAGACUGGUGCUGCUUGAGCUCCCCUCCUCCUGAGUCUCUGUAUGAAGCAGGGAAGACCCCUCCUCCACUAAUGAAGAGAGCCUUCUCCACAGAGAAGUAGAAUAUGCUGUAACAUCAUUGAAAUAAUAUACUCUCCUUCUACCUGAUAGAACAGUUCAAUAAUCUUUGAUGUAACAUCUCAACACACGUCUUGUUAAUGUGUUAACUACACAAACAGAUCUAGAUGUUUUUAAUGUCUAGUAGUCACAACAAAGUUUUUGUGUGCAAUGAUUGUGGGCUGUUUGAUGAUCAGGUGAGCUGGUUAUUGACCUUAACAGACGGAACAGCUAAUGGGAUUUUUGGCGGUUACAUUGAUAUUCUUCAAGGAGUGUUAAAAUUGCUUCUGUGCUACAUGCAGCCAUGUCUUCUGGUGAAGUCUGAUUCAGCAAGGCACUAAACCUGAGAAGCUUACUGUUGUUGAAUAACACAUACUCAGCAGAAAUGUUUCAGAUGACUACAGAGUUGGGUUGUAAUCCUUCAUUCGUUAGCAAAACCACAGGAAAUGUUGCGUAGCAUCGGAGAAAACUGUAAUUAUUUCAGUGUGACGUAUGAUAAAGUGUUGAAAUUUCACUUUGAUGGUAAUACCCCACAGAGUUUUCCAAAAAAAAAGAAAAACUGAUUUAUUUAUUAUUUGUAUUUAGCCAUGUAAAGUUGUAUUGAAACGCAUUAAACGCCCUGCACACUCACACAGAUGUUCUCAGUUUUUCAUGGUAAUUAGCAUCUUGUCAUAUUAAAGUUGCAGUCGUUAGAUGUCAGUCAUUAUAUUAACACAACCAAACAGUCCUGUAAAGAGAUGUAAUAAAGGUAAA
This is a messenger RNA of Seriola dumerili (greater amberjack), 2112 nucleotides long. RefSeq names its product actin related protein 10 homolog (gene actr10). The transcript has 13 exons. The record is from RefSeq and is a predicted model, not a curated record. Gene Ontology annotation, biological process: retrograde axonal transport of mitochondrion. NCBI's taxonomy places the organism in Eukaryota, Metazoa, Chordata, Actinopteri, Carangiformes, Carangidae. The coding region runs from base 111 to 1364 and encodes 417 amino acids.